AGGGCGAUUACUUGAGCUCAAAAUAGUAAUGAUUUAGUCGGUCUUCACUACAGCAGCAGGAAACAAACCUUCAGAAAAAUCGGCAUCAGCACUUGCUUGCAUUUGCUCGUGGGUUUCAUUCAGGAUGCAGAAAGCGUCUCGUGCUUUUUUCUUCUGGAGAGUGACCUAUUAUUGAACCAUCACCUCAACCCCCCCCGUACAGUGGAACAACAAAAACAAGCUGACACCAUCGCGUUGUAAAGCACAGCGAGCUCCAGUCCUCGGAGUGCCUCAGGAGUUAUUUCAGGGUUGGAAAGGGGAGCAGCAUCACCGUGGCAACGAUGUCUCACUUGUGCCUGCUCCUGCUGCUGGCAGGCCAGGUAGCAGCGGCUCCCGACGGACUGAGGGUCAGGCAGCAGCCCCCCUCCCUGCGCGUGACGCGCGGCGACACGGCCACCCUGUCCUGUCAUUUCAAAGUCGAGGCCCUCAGGUUCGGGGUCCAGUGGUUCCGGCUGCAGGGGGGCAGGAGGCUGGUCCCGGGGCCCCCCAGGACCUCCGUGGCGGAGAAGGAGAACGCGUCCUCCCUGGUGAUCGCCGAGGUGGCGCUGGAGGAUUCUGGGUGGUACUACUGCGAGGUGAACGUCCUGCAGAGGGACCCGGAGUGCGGCAACGGGACCGAGCUGCUCGUCUGGGCACCGCCUUCCGCUCCAAAGAUUUACCUCCAGAUCCCCCCGGAGCCGCCGAGCGGUGAGUGGGCUCUCGUCUGUCUCACGGGGGGGUUCCACCCGAGCCAGCUCACCCUCACCUGGACCUCCCGGGGCGCGGCAGGCAACACCGAAAGCCCGUCAGUCAGCAACUGCACCCUCCCCGCGUUGAGCCUCGGUGGCAACGCGUCCGCGCAGCUGGACGGCGGCGCCCCGCUGUCCCCUGAUUGGUCGGUGAACUCGAGGUGUUUCCAGGUGACGGACAACCACACCCGGGAAGCGUUUCUCCUCAGCGUGAUCGUGCUCCCCCGGAGGGGGUCUUUGGAAGCGGGGAUCACCUUCACCUGUGCGGUGCAGGACCACCCGGCCAUGACCGCGCUGAUGGCUGCCUCCUUCACUUGGGAUGCUUCCCCCAACGAGCUGAUUGUGCACUUGAACAUUCUGAAGAUGUGUCUCCUCUCUGCGAUGACCGUCUUCUUUCUAUUUGAAGGUAGAUCCGUCAAACAUUUCAGCGUGUAGUGGAAAUUAUGUCUACCUGGAAAUACAAAAUGUGGGAGAAAAAAAAAGACACAACAAAGGGCCGCUGGGUGCUCAGUGAGAGUCGACCUCCUACGAAUAAAAGUCCAGAGUCACGGUUCACCAAAUGAGAUUCAACUGACUGAACCGUUAAUUCUGCACUAUGAGCAACUCUGUAUAAUCCCCCCCCCCACUCUCUCAUAUUUGAUAUUCCAAAGCCUCGGACCUUUUUAAACCUCUUUCUAUAUGUUGGCUUUUCAGGCCCCGUACGUCCUCUGAACGCAUGAUGAAUCUUGUGUUUUUUUUUGCUUUGCUUCCCUAUCGCCACGGUAACCCAGACUACCAUGGGCUUUUGGAUCAGCAAGGCUCAGUUAUUUAUUGUGCUCCGUGUGUCAGAGCGAAUCAUGAUCGCAGCGAUCGGCGCGACCUCACAGGCCAAAUCUCGCUUCCUGAUAUUAUUUUAUAUAAUAUAUAUGGUUAGAAAGGGGGGGAUUUGGCCUGCUCGCAUUACCAAUAGCACCAAAUACUGCCAGUAAUAAUGACCUUUACAUCUUCUGCAAGAUAUGCGUCUGCAGAACAACCA
This is a messenger RNA of Pungitius pungitius (ninespine stickleback), 1782 nucleotides long. RefSeq names its product signal-regulatory protein beta-1-like. NCBI's taxonomy places the organism in Eukaryota, Metazoa, Chordata, Actinopteri, Perciformes, Gasterosteidae. Bases 321 to 1202 code for a protein of 293 amino acids. Gene Ontology annotation, cellular component: plasma membrane. The record is from RefSeq and is a predicted model, not a curated record. The transcript is spliced from 6 exons.